AGUCCCUCCGUCUGUGGUUUUCUUCAUGUUUCAGUAACGCUGCUGCUGUCCCCCUCCUCGUCACCUUGUUCCCCUCUCAUUGGGUCUCCUUCCAGCUGAUUGAUACAUUUGCGUCAGAGAUUAUGGAGCUGCAAAGUGAGAUGGUCUUGACCUCUCCAGCAGCUAACAAAGAGCUCAUGGAUCUACGAGGGGAGCAGAAAAAGGUGAGCGCCGAAUACCUGCAGUCCGCCCGCUGUGGGGGUCAGCGGGAUUCUGGAUACGACUCGUUGGGAAGGAGGAUGAGCAUGUUGGACAGGCUGAGUCAAACCCAUCAGGUGUGGCUGCUGCUGGCCGUCAGUGAAGAGGAGGCCGGCCGGAUUCUGCUCAAACAGCCUCCUGGGGGUUUCCUGGUCAGGAAGUCGGCCGCCCUGCAGAGAACGGUUCUGUCUGUGCGUCUGAAAGAGGAUUCAACAGGAAGUCCAGUCGGCCACUUCCCAGUCAGAGAGAGCAAGUACACCUUUUCUCUCGAGGAAUCUGGGAUCUGCUUUGCCGAUCUGUUUCGCCUGGUGGCGUUCUACUGUAUUAGCAGGGAUGUCCUGCCUUUCACACUCCAACUCCCAGAGGCCAUUGCCUCGGCUCAGAAAGAACUGGAGGAGACGGCUCAGCUGGGAGCAGGCUUCUGGAACACCCCCUGUCCCCGUCGUACCCUCAGCCCCCAGCAAUCUAACAGGGAGAGGGAAGUUGAGGGGUCACGGCUGGGACACACCGGGACUCUGUGGGACAGUGCACCGUCGACCCUGCGCUCUGUUGCUACUCCGUUUUCUUUUCCUCUUGAGAGAAGACGUUCCAGUGGUCCUCUGUGCUUUGUCGACCCCUUGUUUCCCCAGACACAUCGCCAGUCCCGCGCUGAGGAGCCCCGUAACGAACUGUACAAUGAGAAGUCAUCUGUGAAGCCGCUCAGAAGCAGCCGAGGCAGCGAGCAGGACAAAAUCCAACCGAACGUCAAAUCGCCGCCUCCUCGCCCACGUCCCCCUGCUCCUCCCCCUCCCCCUCGCCAGAUGCCGCGCCGGCGCCCUGCUCCACCACCACCUGGACCUCCAGCAGCAACCACCAGAAUUGAGAGCAUGCCAAAAGCCGCUACUAUAUCUUCACGACCGCAGCCGUCCCUCAGCAGGCGCCCGGCUCCAGCUCGACCAGCGAUGGGUUCCAAGCAUAGUGGUCUGUCCAAAACCGCCAGCUCACCAGCCGCUGUGCCCUCAAACCAGCCCUCCCCGAGACCUAUGAAGUCUGAUCUGGAAGCUCAUCGCUGCCACAUUGCCCUGGAUGACGAGACCAUAGCUAAAGCUCUGGCCCGGGCCAAGCUUCCACCCUGCCAGCCUCAACUUGCACUUCCCGUCGACAUGCUUGGGAGUCUCUCCACUCCUAAGGAGAGGAGACCGCAGCGGCUCAGUGACAUUAGCAUGUCCGCUUCCUCCUCUGACUCACUGGAACAUGUGCAGUCUCCUGGAUUCUCCCUGGGUUCUAUUCCAUCACAACGCCUCACUUGUCAAGACCCAGUGGAGGUCAGCAGUGAAGAUGAGGACGGAGAAGAAAACUUCGAGGAGGAAGACUAUGGGGUCAGUCUGGAGGCCGACCUAGAAACACGCUGCCGUCCGUCCUUCAAAGCGCGAAGGCGAAAGGUUGGCGUCAGUCUAAGUACUGACCCCUUCGUCCUCCCCAGUGCACUAAAAGGACACCUCCUUAAGGUGGGCGAUAUGCUGGGCUCCCUCAGGAACCCUGAGAAGCAGGCGGUGAAAAGGAUCGCUGAGCUGUCCAGGGACAAAAGCUCAUACUUUGGCUCCCUGGUCCAGGACUACAUCAGCUUUGUUCAGGAGAACCGAGGCUGUUGCACCUCGCAGCUGGAUUUUCUGCAGACUGUCAGGCAGUUCAUGACCCAGAUGAAGGCUUACCUGCGCCAGAGCUCCGAACUGGACCCCCCUCUAGAGUCACUCAUACCUGAAGACCAGAUCGACCGGGUGCUAGAGAAGGCCAUGCACAAGUGUGUCCUAAAGCCUCUGAAGAGUGUGAUUGAGAAGGCUUUACAGGACUUCCAGGUGAGCAGCGGAGCUUCGCAGCAGCUGAGGAAGAACCUGGCCCUGGUUAAGACCAAGGGGCCACAGGAGAUGGGGGCAGACGGGGCUGUGCCUCCUAACCCCGAGGCGAUCAACAAGAUCCGCCACAAGUUCCUAAGCAUGAGGAAGAUGUACUCCCCCGAGAAAAAGGUGUCACUUAUGCUGCGUGUGUGUAAACUCAUCUACACCAUCAUGCAGGAUAACUCAGGGAGGAUGUUUGGCGCCGAUGACUUCCUGCCCAUGCUGACGUAUGUGUUGGCUCAGUGUGACAUGCCUCAGCUGGACAUAGAGAUCCAGUACAUGAUGGAGCUGCUGGACCCGUCCUUGCUGCAAGGAGAGGGAGGCUACUACCUGACCAGCGCGUAUGGAGCUAUGACCCUCAUCAAGAACUUCCAGGAGGAUCAGUCAUCGCAGGUUCUGAGGUCUCAGGUCAAGAGCACGCUGCACCAGUGGCACAAACGGCGCACCGCCAGGCACGCAACGCAGUCUGUCGACGACUUUCAGAACUUUCUCCGUGUAGCCCUGCAGGACGUGGACCCCAGCUGCACGGCCAAAACCCUUGUCGUGAACCUGCACACCACCACCGAGGAGGUGUGCGCUCUCUGCGCUUACAAGUUUAAGGUCUUGGACCCUGACUCCUUCGCACUGUUUCUGGUCACCACGGACACCAGCCAGCAGCUGGCCUCGGACACGCACCCUCAGCGGAUCAAAGCCGAGCUCCACGGCGGGCCUCGGACUCACAACUUCCACUUUGUCUACAGGAAGGUCCCGAACCUCAACCUCUCUGUCCCCACCGUCCUGCACAACGGGAACUGCCUUCCAGUUGAAUAGAGUCCUUCUCAGUACUUGUGCUUUGUGGUGAUGGGUGUAGAUUAUGUGGUUUUUGGGGCUGUCGUAAUGGAAACAGAAAUCAAGUUGUACAUAGAUGCAGAUGCAGACAAAACAUGAUUGCGGUGAUUAACUUAAGAGGAGCGACCAAGAGGGAGGAGGAAGAGUGGGGUCAAGACUGGCUGAGUUUGGGUCAAACGGGUAGUCGGUCAGGUGGUUUUAGGUUGUGCAUGCUGGUUUGCAAGAUUUUGAGUAUGUGAUUUAUCAUAAUGGAGGGGAAAUGUUUCUUGGACAUGUACGCUAGCUUAAAGCAGAGGUCAUACAGUUUAAUAUUGCAUUUAAUGUUACCAGCGGUUGCCUUAACUGCUGCUGUCCAGGCUGCCUUCAAAAGGAAUUGAAUCGACUGAAAGCUUUGAGCUAAGAAUUUUAAAUUGUAUUGGUUUAUUUUUAUUGCUCUUAUUAUAUUUUCAUGCAAUUGCUGGUCAAUUGUAGCUUUUGUUUGGACUUUAUAUUCAAAUUUCCCAGCACUAAAGUCUUUUCAUUUAAUAUUACUUUAAAGGAAUUGAAUUUUCUUAAAUGAAUAUAUCAAAACUCUAUUUUAAAAUGUUUCUAUUGGUUAUGGAGAGUUUGAAGAUGACUGGAAUUAAAUGCAAUCCUCUCUAACAUCU
Messenger RNA from Pungitius pungitius (ninespine stickleback), 3586 nucleotides. RefSeq names its product ras and Rab interactor 2-like. Gene Ontology annotation, biological process: vesicle-mediated transport; signal transduction. Gene Ontology annotation, molecular function: guanyl-nucleotide exchange factor activity; small GTPase binding. The coding region runs from base 123 to 2921 and encodes 932 amino acids. The transcript is spliced from 11 exons. The record is from RefSeq and is a predicted model, not a curated record. Lineage: Eukaryota; Metazoa; Chordata; Actinopteri; Perciformes; Gasterosteidae. Gene Ontology annotation, cellular component: endocytic vesicle; cytosol.